Messenger RNA from Coregonus clupeaformis (lake whitefish), 1621 nucleotides. RefSeq names its product thymidine kinase 2, mitochondrial-like. The record is from RefSeq and is a predicted model, not a curated record. The coding region runs from base 316 to 1005 and encodes 229 amino acids. Gene Ontology annotation, biological process: nucleobase-containing compound metabolic process. NCBI's taxonomy places the organism in Eukaryota, Metazoa, Chordata, Actinopteri, Salmoniformes, Salmonidae. The transcript has 10 exons. Gene Ontology annotation, cellular component: cytoplasm; mitochondrion. Gene Ontology annotation, molecular function: ATP binding; deoxynucleoside kinase activity.
AAUAAAGCACUUCAACCAAUAGAAAAAAACUACAUCUCCAUAUCAUGAACCAGGAAGAGGUUAUUUGACACACGGAACUGGAAUGCCACGUGAUAGUCGAGCCCUGUGUGUUUUAGAUAAUUAUGCAAGAUGUCCUUUAACUCGCUUUAAAUUAACAAUUUGUGGAGAUCUGCUACACGACUAUCUUCUCACGCGGCUGUCACGUCAGCGCGAUUAGUGGCGGUGCGCUCUGCCAGACGAGAGCCCAUAGCAACAAUAUACAGCACGUCUCAACUACUGACUGAAGCUGAAACCAAGAAGUCAGGUUAUCUCACAAUGUUGUCUUACUCCUCCCAAGGAAAGCUGGUGCAGAAUGGGGAGGAGAAGAAGUUAGUGAUCUGUAUAGAGGGGAAUAUUGCUAGUGGGAAGACAACAUGCCUAGAGUAUUUCAGCAAAACCAGUAACAUUGAGGUGCUUACUGAGCCAGUUUCCAAAUGGAGGAAUGUUCGAGGGCACAACCCCCUGGGGUUAAAGUACCAGGACCCUACUCGAUGGGGCAUCACUCUACAGACCUAUGUUCAGCUAACCAUGCUGGACCGACACCUCUCAACAAUAUCAGCCCCAGUGAGAAUGAUGGAAAGGUCCAUCUACAGUGCCAAGUACAUCUUUGUGGAAAAUCUUUACAGAAGUGGGAAGAUGCCCGAGGUGGACUUUGCAGUUCUUAGUGAGUGGUUUGAGUGGAUCACUCAGAACAUUGCCAUUCCUGUGGAUCUUAUCGUUUACCUCCAGUCGUCUCCACAGACCUGCCAUGAGAGGCUGAGAGAGAGAUGCAGGGAGGAGGAGAAUAUCAUUCCUUUGGAAUAUUUAGAGGCAAUCCAUCACCUGUAUGAAGACUGGCUGAUAAAGAAGACGUCCUUCAAUGUUCCUGCUCCAGUCCUUGUAAUUUCAGCGGACGAUGACCUGCAGAAGAUGCUCCACCAGUAUGAAGAGAACAGAGAGAAGAUUUUAGCAGGGAGCAAUGUGUGACUCUAGUAUAUAUGCUGCACCAACAAUGGCAGUAGAUAUGUUUGUUGUCUGUAAGCAGGUUAUUACAGCCCAAGAGAGCAUACCAGAAUGAGCUAGUGGAGUUCCUUUUAUCUUGUCAACCGGUGUACAUUUUCAGACCGCAGGUAUCCAUACUGUAUAUUUACUGCUACAAGUCGCUUUCCAACACAUCUGUUACAUAUGCACUUGCUCAUUUUUGUUUGUUUCACUGACCAUGAUUGAUUCUCUCUAUACGCGAACAUGAUGCCGUGUUGAUUACUUAAUGAUGAUCAUGUGGUGUCAGCCGUGAAAUAAUACCUCAAUUUUACAACUGCUGGGACAUAGCAGUACCACGUCUGUAAUACAAAGCAUAUAUUGUAGGGGGCUGCUGACUAACAUAGCUAUAUGUUUUGUUCUUAUUUCUUUUAUUUGCUGCUAAUAUAUAGAGGAACAUGUUGUCAGGCUGGAAUUGCACUUUGUUGUGAACAGGACCAACAGUAAUCACGUUAAAUAUUGUACUCUUUCGCUGAGUUUGUUUUAAUAAAUUCCUAAAAGUGAUUUUCUAUAAUAACAUAUGUUCAUUUAUGCUAUAUUGCUGAAUAAAGUUAGUGUAACUGUC